Messenger RNA from Danio rerio (zebrafish), 1161 nucleotides. NCBI's taxonomy places the organism in Eukaryota, Metazoa, Chordata, Actinopteri, Cypriniformes, Danionidae. The record is from RefSeq and is a predicted model, not a curated record.
CGCCCACCGCGCACUCAGUCCCCGCGUUUGGACGUCGACAGCACCGGACAAACAGUCUCCGUUUCUCCUCCGGUUUUACAGCUCUGACCGAAGUGACAUCCACGUCUAAAUUUACCGCUAAUCUUCAUGGGCAAGGUGUGGAGGCAGAUGUACCCCCAAUAUACCUACUAUUACCCCCCUUACCUGCAAGCUAAGCCACCUGUUGGCCCCGCCUCCCAUCCGAUGGCUCCGCCCAGUCCUGGAACCAACAGCAGCACUAAUCACAGCAGCAGCAGCAGCAGCACAGCCGGCUGGGAGCAGCUCAGUAAAACCAACCUGUACAUCCGCGGGUUACUGCCAUCCACCACUGACCAUGACCUGGUCAAACUCUGCCAGCCGUAUGGAAAAAUUGUAUCAACCAAGGCCAUCUUAGACAAAACCACAAACAAAUGCAAAGGUUACGGUUUCGUGGAUUUCGACAGUCCUGCAGCGGCUCAAAAAGCAGUCAGUGCUCUGAAGACCAGCGGCGUUCAGGCCCAGAUGGCCAAGCAACAAGAGCAGGACCCGACUAACCUGUACAUCUCUAACCUGCCGUUAACCAUGGAUGAGCAGGAGUUGGAGGCCAUGCUGAAGCCCUUCGGUCAGGUCGUCUCCACACGAAUACUCCGAGACACCAACGGGGCCAGUCGAGGGGUCGGAUUCGCAAGGAUGGAGUCAACAGAGAAAUGUGAAGCCGUCAUCUCUCACUUCAAUGGGAAGUUCCUCAAAACACCAGCUGGAGUUAUGGUUUAUGCCAGCCAGUCCGGCUCUCCAGGGCCCGUAUAUCCCUCCAUACACUCACAUGCAGACCGCCGCCGUCUCCGUGGAGGAGAACAGUCCACAAGCUCAGGUGGAAUCGUCCAGUGAUCAUUCACCUUACACCUAUCAGCAGGCCAAGUGAUGAACAGGGUCUUGUUGGUGACUGAGAGAGAAGGAGACGACUGCUAAAUCAACAACAGCUUCCUUUGAAGAACCGGCUCUACCGACGAAUCAACAUUUUGCACAGGUUCUACGAUGAGUUCCUCGGUUUUAUAACAAAACUACUUUGACUAUUUUUGGUAUAAGUUCCAUUAGGUGCAAAUCAAGGAUUCAUUUCAUCAGAGGAUGCUAACAAAGAGGAAAACAAAAAGCAAAUGAGAAAUG